Molecule: messenger RNA, 1041 nt
Organism: Corylus avellana
Lineage: Eukaryota; Viridiplantae; Streptophyta; Magnoliopsida; Fagales; Betulaceae
Product: E3 ubiquitin-protein ligase ATL41-like
Source: RefSeq, a predicted model, not a curated record
CAAGAACAAAGUAAUAUUUAUGUGUUAAAUAGAAAAUAUUAAAACAAAUAAACUCUUAGCAAAUCGAAAGAAUUUGAGAGAUAAUCAAAGGCUUGGGAGCAGCUAGCUAUGGGUCGUGAUGAUGAUAUUGAUGAUGAAGGCAAUAGAUUUGGUAUCAGCAGCAAGAUCAUGGGCACCGCUAUCUUCUCCCUAUUCGCCGUCGUGGUGAUCAUCGUCCUCCUCCAUAUUUACGCCAGAUAUCUCUUAAGACGCCAAGAAAGAAGACAGCGUGAUUCGCCGUAUAGGGCAACAACCACCACCACCACCACCACCACCACCACCCAAGCUGCACCGGAUGAUCAAAUCCGCCGACAUCCGGCGGCCGGGAAAGGUCUCGAUCCGAUGGUCAUAGCCUCGCUGCCAAAGCUCACCCACAAACCGUCGGAUCAUAGUGAAGCUGUAGAGUGCUCGAUUUGCUUGAGCACCGUGGGGGAGGCGGCCACCGUCAGGGUUCUACCAAAUUGUAAGCAUAUGUUUCAUGUGGAGUGCGUUGAUGUGUGGCUUAGCUCGAACACAACUUGCCCCAUCUGCCGCACCGCGGCUGAGCCAAGGGUGGUUCAUCCGGUGCAACCCACGGCUCCGCCUGCUGAAUUCGAGAAGGCGGGUGGGUCGGGCGGGUCACGAGUAAGCUCAUUUCGGACGAUGCUUAGCAUGGAGAGAUCGUCUAGGAGGGUUCAGAGUUGUGGAGAUCAUGAUGAAGUGGGCGCAGAAGAUCUAGAAAGACAGUGAUUGCUGGGUAUAAUUACCUAAUUAAUUAGUAUUUUUAGGUAAUUAUAUAUUUUUCAAAUUCUUGGUAUAAAUAUAUGAAUAUGGGGUUCAAUUUUUUAUAUUGGUGAUGAUAAUGUUGUAGCAUAUGGGACCAGACAAUAUUGUAUGAGUACUGCCUUCCCAGUUUACAUAAGACAAAAUAUUAUAGGAUUCACUUUGGUGUUGAUUUAUGUAGUUUUCCAUUGCAUGUAUGUAAAAGGAUAUUGCAUUAAUGCCGUAAGGUUUUUUAGUUUA